AAUUUUAUUUUAUUACAGUUAAUAGUGAUUAUGUAAAGCAUAAAUGAAUUCCAGCAUUUUCUUAAUAAAAGUAAACAAACGUAAUAAACCAUGGCCCCAAAUUACCUCUUUGACAACCGAAAAACCAUGGGCGCAGCCAUCUUAACUCAGCGCCACCUUGCAGAGGCCGGUUGCUUCGGCAAUUUCCUGUAAUGGCGGGCAACGAAGAACUUUUCUACGAGGUAGAAAAGUUACUUGAAAGAAGGAUAAAUGCAGAAUCUGGAGGAAUAGAAUAUUUGGUUCGAUGGCGAGGUUUCACAUCCGAAUGGGAUACCUGGGAACCAAAUGAAAACCUACACAGUUGUGCAAGUAAAAUUAAGACCUUUGAGAAAAAUAGAAUGAAGAAAAGAUUGGCCACAGAACACAAAGCUAAGAAGUUGAUCCGAAAAAGUAAACUUGUUAAAGCAAAGAAAAAUGUGAAAGCGAACAAAAAUGUGUUGAUAAAAAACAAUAGUCCAACAACGCUGAAGUCAUUAACCCCCAAACAAAUGGUUGGAGGUGCAAGUUUAAGCCUAGAAGAUGUGUUUAUAGCGGUACUUGGGACUGCAAGCUCGGAGGGGCUUACACCAGAAAGCAUGAAACAGGCUUCAGUACCUAACAGUUUACAUAAACGGUCUUUAAAAGUUCAACACACCAUGAGCGAACCAAAGAAGCUGAAGUUAAGUUCACCCAAAAGUAAUAGUUCUGAUACUCAAAAUGAAAAAUUGGAGACAAUCUUAAGCAAAAAAUUGGAAGUUUUAGUACAAAAAUCUAGUCCAAAAACAAAGUCUUUUGGGUUAAGUUCAGGGAAUAAAGUUGAGUCUAAACCUGCAAUAAAAAGUGCAUUUAGCGCCGUUGUUAAAGCUGAUAAAAAUGCCAAGCAUAGUAAAACUGCAGGUAUUGACAAUGGGAUUGAAACCACUGUCACCAAUGAACUUGAAAAGAAAAAGGUCUGGCAACAGGUUGAUGAUGAAAUUUCAUUUUCUAGUGAAGAUGACUUAAAACUGUCAGACUUAGCACACAAAACGGAACAACUAAAACCUGCAAAGGAAUUGAAGAACAAAUCAAGUGUGACUUUCAGCAAAGCACCUUUAUCAGGGAAAGAUCACAAGAAGUAUAUGAAUAAUUCCGUCAGUGAAGAAUCACCUAUAGCAAUAAACCAUCAAACAUCAAGCACCAAGAAAACUGUUAAAUCUCAAAAACAAGGGUUACCAAAGAAAACAAAAAAAGCACUUGAAGUUGCCGCCGAGUCGUCUGAUGACGAUAGUGACAUUCUUUAUUACCUUCCAGAAGAGUCAGGAAAUUGUAGCCAAAAUAUAAAUCAAAGCAAAUCUUUGACAGAAAAUGAGAAAAAAACUGAGCAAAAUUUUAAUUCAGAUCAUUGUGCAAAUGUUAGGAAAGAAAAAUCACAGGGAUUUUCUAGUGGCAAUGGUCGUAGUAAGUUAACUAGUCCAAAGAAGAUGAAAAUUCGCCUAUUGGACUCUAAAAUGCCUCCAUUUAGUCCCGAAACAAAAGGCCGACCCAUCUCCCCUACGCCAGUGUAUACAACGAUGAAGCACACAGGUGACUCUGGGUCCCAGUCCUUAAUUGCUCGACCCCAGUGGUUAAUGCCGGGGGACGAUGGUGUCACGCCCACUCAUGACCAGCAGGCCUGCCUGCCCAUCAGUCCAGCUUCCAUGUCAUACAAGGUGCUGUUAGAGAACCUCCCUCAACAAUUGCAUCCAAAGAAAAACGGCAAGGGUGGCCGGUUAAGGGAGGCUAGCGAUGCCGAGGACAUCGAACGUCGAGUCAGUAUCCGGACCAGUGAAUGUGCCUUCAAAUUCAAGGAGAUCCUCAUCAAGAAGUGCCAGAAGUACUCCCAGAUAUGGCUUCACACUCACACCAAAAUGAGAAAUGCCUUGAACCCAUUGGUGAUGCAGGAGAUCAUGGCCGCCCUGAGUGCAGCCAAGUAUGACGACAGCACUGUGGUCAUGCUCAGUGGCCUUGGUAACGUGUUCUGCUCAGGGAUCGACCUUCACUACCUCACCACGGGCGACAGGAAGGUUGCAGCCAAGGAGAUGGCAGACUCUCUCAGGGAUUUAAUCAGGAAAUUCAUCAGCUUUCCCAAGCUGAUAGUUGCUGUGGUGACAGGGCCAGCUAUAGGCCUGGGGUCUGCCAUCCUGCCACUCUGUGAUAUCGUGUACGCCAGCGACAAGGCCUCCUUCUACAUGCCGUACGCACAGCUGUCCCAAACGCCAGAGGGAUGUGCCUCUUACACACUGCCCGACACAGUUGGGGCAGCUAUGGCCAAUGAGCUACUGAUUGGAGGACGGAAGAUUACAGCUAUCGAGGCCUGCCAGCUAGGCCUGGUGUCCCAGGUGUAUUGGCCUACCAGCAUGAUGCAGGAGGUCAUACCCAGAAUUCAACACAUGGCACUGCUCUCAGGGAAGGUGCUGGAAACCACAAAGCUCCUGGUGCGCUCCAGAGUGAGGACCAAAUUGGACCUUGCGAAUGAUCAUGAGUGUAACCUACUGGCAGAGAGGUGGCACUCCACUGAAUGCCAGAAAGCCAUAGAGAUGUUUUUGUCUAAUGAUAAAAACUAUGUUCUUUGAUGAAUAAUUGAUCUCACUGUAAACUUUAAUAUAAAGUAGAGAAAGACAUUAAAAUUUGCAGCAAUGAAUUGUAUUCUGUUUUUAAACAUUUAAGUUGUGUUCUGAGAAAACUGGGCUAAAUGCAUGUCCGUAAAGUGUUGUCCUAGAUUAGCCUGUGCAGUUCGCACAGGCUAAUCAGGGACAACACUUUCUGAUCUUAUGGUAUUUUUAGUUUCUAGGAAAUCCCUCGUUACUGAAAAUCAAGUUUAGGCGGAAAGUGUUGUCCCUGAUUAACCUGUGCGGACUGCAACGCACAUGCAUUAAGCCCAGUUUUCUCAGAACAAGGCUAAUUAAAUUAUUUAUAUAUUUAUUUGCAAUUAUCUAUGUAGGAACAUAUUUUUAUCUAGAUGAAUUGAAAUUUCAGAAUUUAACAUAUAAUUAUGAUUAUAUGAAAUUUGAAUGAGUGCAAUUUUAUUUAAAAAUUGUACAUACAUGAUCUUAGUCUUGAGUAAUGUUAUUGACUGGAAAUAGCUAAAACACUAUUUGCGCUUCAUUAUCGUGUGAGUUUUCCCAUCUUUGUUAUUGAUUAUUUCAACUUGUUUACAAAGGAAUGUGUGUACCGGUACACAUGAUCUCACGUGCAUAACACUUGCACAAUAAUAUGUAGCAUGGUAUUUAUGCAUUAUUUAUAAUACCUUUCUCUUAGCAAAUAGAUUUGUUCUUAUCCAUAUGUUUAUUUACUGGGUGAGUUGUAAUGUAUAAUGUAUUGUUGUUAGCGAAUUUUAUGUGCAUGGAACAGACUUUAAUUGUAUGUACUUAAAAAUGUUCUUAUUCUGACAAGUUCAGCUAUUAAUUUUCAUGACUGACACAGACUUGCACUGUCUGGUUAAUUUAAUAUUGAAUUUCUUUAAGUGAUGUCACUCUUGGGUCACUGAUUUCAAUAUAUCAUGAUAUCACAAGUCUGUUACAAACCAGGUAUUUAUAUAAAAAUUAAUGCUUUCUUAUUGCUUGUGCAUAAUAUUUUAUUGAUUUUCAGUAUUUUUUUAGAAAUCUAUACACAAUUUUAAUUUUUCAAUUUUUAGUAAAUUUAUUAAUUUCUUCACAUAAAAGUAAAUCUCAGUUUAUUGUUGUUGCACUCGGAAUGCCAGACAAAAUUCUAAUAAAUGUAAUGUGAAUGUUUGAUCUAAUGUAUUUAUUUAUUUUAAGUGGUUUGUAUAUUAAUAUUUUGCCUGGGCCUGUAUUCACCAACUCAAGACUCAAGAAUAUAGAGGAGACUUAGACCCAAGACAAAUCUCAGGGUUUGCAUUUUUUUGGGCUACCACUGGUGUAUUUGUCAUGAACAAGUGUUCCAAAUGAAGAAUUCAGUUUUUAAAGGUGGUCAAUGCAAAGUCUUACUCAAAUUAAAAUCAAUUCUUAAAUAUUCCAAUUUAAAUAAUAUUCUUUUUUCUUAGACUGAGGAGGAAGAAUUGUGUGGUGAAAAUGGGCCUAGUUUUGUAGUACUGCUGUGUAGUACAUGUAUGUUCCAAUUAAUUGACGAAAUGAAAUAACAAUAGUUAACUACAAAACAAUUGGUGUUAAUAUAAAAAGU
Molecule: messenger RNA, 4176 nt
Organism: Dreissena polymorpha
Lineage: Eukaryota; Metazoa; Mollusca; Bivalvia; Myida; Dreissenidae
Product: chromodomain Y-like protein
Exons: 8
Coding region: 192-2609 (805 amino acids)
Cellular component (GO): nucleus
Molecular function (GO): transcription corepressor activity
Source: RefSeq, a predicted model, not a curated record